AUGGCGACCUCACAACCCCCUCUCCGGUUCACAACUCACCACAACCUGGUAUAUCGCUUGGUCCUAUCCACUCUCACCGGCCGCACAGUCCACAUCUCGCAGAUUCGUUCGUCGUCGCCUACGAACCCAGGUCUUGCGCCUCAUGAAAUUUCUUUCCUUCGUCUCCUCGAUGCAGUCACCAAUGGCUCUCAAAUGGAGAUUUCCUAUACGGGUACCAUCCUGGUCUACAAGCCUGGUCUUAUCACAGGUAGCACAUCCGGCACUGGAGCCAGCGGCGGUAUGAUCAAUUACGAGCUUCCUGCAAACUGCAACCGCGGCCUCAGUUACUACCUUAUCCCCCUCUGUCUAUUGGCCCCCUUUUCUAAAGCACCCAUGAAGGUCCUGUUCACCGGACCAGGUGUUAUCACCUCAUCGACACCGACUGGUGACAUGUCCGUCGACAGCGUGCGGACUGCGAUUCUUCCUCUGUACAACCAAUUCGGUAUCUUCAACAACAUCGAGCUCCGUAUUCUGCGCCGGUCGAACCCCGGUCCUAAUGGCAAGGGUGGUGGUGGUGAAGUGCAGCUUGUAUUCGGUCACCAGGUCCGUCUGCCGAAGACUCUGCAUUUGAUGAAUGCGGGCCGCAUUAAGCGUGUCCGUGGUGUUGUAUACUCCGUCGGUGUGUCUGGUUCGAACAACGCUCGCAUGAUUGAGACUGCUCGUGGUAUUCUCAACCCUCUCUGCCCUGAUACAUAUGUCUUCUCGGACGUUGCGUCUGCGCCGUUGAUCCCGGCUCCGGACAAGACCAACCCCCAGGCGAAGAAGAAGAUCGGUCUUGGAUUUGGUCUGUCUUUGGUCGCGGAGUCAUCCACGGGUUGUCUCUACUCGGCCGAUGUGGCUUCUCCGCCAUCAGGUGGUCAAGCACCAGAGGAUAUUGGAAAGCAAUGUGCAUACCAGCUUUUGGAGACUGUUUCCAAGGGAGGCUGUGUGGCUCCUGCAGCUGCAGCAACCAUGAUGACCCUCAUGACAAUGGGCUCUGAGGAUGUUGGUCGUCUGCAGGUUGGCCGGGAGGUGAUCGCAGACCCGAACAUGAUCCAACUCGCCCGUGACUUGUCCACAUUCGGUGCGCCGGGCUGGGGUAUCCGUGAUGCAACAGGCGAGAAUGAAAACGGCGAUGUGAUUGUCAGCGUCGUCGGCCGUGGAAUCGGCAACGUCGGCAGAAAGGUUGCUUAA
Molecule: messenger RNA, 1212 nt
Organism: Penicillium antarcticum
Lineage: Eukaryota; Fungi; Ascomycota; Eurotiomycetes; Eurotiales; Aspergillaceae
Product: RNA 3'-terminal phosphate cyclase-like protein
Exons: 1
Coding region: 1-1212 (403 amino acids)
Biological process (GO): ribosome biogenesis; endonucleolytic cleavage of tricistronic rRNA transcript (SSU-rRNA, 5.8S rRNA, LSU-rRNA)
Cellular component (GO): nucleolus
Molecular function (GO): RNA endonuclease activity
Source: RefSeq, a predicted model, not a curated record